This is a messenger RNA of Botrytis cinerea B05.10, 2240 nucleotides long. RefSeq lists its product as hypothetical. The coding region runs from base 60 to 1220 and encodes 386 amino acids. Lineage: Eukaryota; Fungi; Ascomycota; Leotiomycetes; Helotiales; Sclerotiniaceae. Gene Ontology annotation, biological process: secondary metabolic process. The transcript is spliced from 2 exons. The record is from RefSeq and is a predicted model, not a curated record. Gene Ontology annotation, molecular function: hydrolase activity; carboxy-lyase activity. Gene Ontology annotation, cellular component: cytosol; cytoplasm.
GUGUUUGUGAAUAGUAUUUGAGUUUAAGUGUGUGUUUUUUGUUUAAUACUUUUGGAAUCAUGUCGUUCGUUUGUAAUUUUGGGAAAGCUGCUUUAGCAACUCUUCUUCUCACUCCUUCCAUAUCAGCUGCAGACUAUACACCUCAAGAAACCGUCUUGAAUUCUGGCCGUCCAACUUUUUACGAUGCCUCCACGUCCAUUCCUGGUAAAAUCGCCCUCGAAGAACAUGUUGGCAAUGAUCUCCUUAACGGUCUCUAUACUGUUCCUUACUAUCCCAACACCAACGAACCUCAAUAUUCUGAUUCCGUCUACAUCGCCGAUGUAGGUGAGAAGAUGCUCGAUAUUCCUUCGCGCAUUGCCAAUAUGGAUGCUGCGAACAUCAGCAUUUCCGUUUUAACAUUUGGAGGCCCGGGUAUCCAGGGGGUUUUCAAUGCUACCUAUGCGACUUAUGCCGCAGGAUAUGUGAAUGAUUAUUUGUAUAAGAAUUAUAAGAAUAAUGCAAAUUACACGGGGAGAUUUGAGUUUUGGUGUAGCAACGCACUUCAAGAACCCUCCAAGGCCGCCACUGAACUCGAACGAUGUGUCAAAGAACUCGGAGGCGUCGGGUCCUUUGUUGGUGGCUACACUAACAAUGGAGGUAUCAACGGUACCGCAAACGACAUCGUCUAUCUCGAUGACCCAAGCAUGGAGCCUUUCCUCGAAAAAGUAGUGGAGCUAGACGUCCCCAUCUACUUGCAUCCACGUAUGCCAGCCCCUAGCCAACUUCUCAGCGUCAAAGGCUAUGAAUUCUUGGGUUCAUCUCCUUGGGGAUUUUCCUCCGAGACAGGUGCUCAUGCUCUCCGUCUCAUGGUUUCAGGAACUCUGGAUAAAUACCCUACUCUUAAAAUUGUACUCGGACAUUGUGGAGAGGGACUUCCAUUCUUCCUUCCACGUAUUGAUCAGCGAUUGAGACAUUUCAAGAAAGAAUUGUUCAACAACACGCUUACGAUGGAAGAGUACUGGCUCCGCAAUUUCUAUGUUACAACUGCGGGUGUACAAGAUGCAGGAACAUUGGUGGAUACGAUUAAGAGAACAGGAGAGGAUAGAGUAAUGUUUAGUGUAGACUAUCCAUUUGAGGAUACGGUGGAGAUUGCGGGAUGGUUUGACCGUUUGGAGAUGAACACACUUACCAAGACGAAGUUGGCAUACGAGAAUGCGAAAGCGCUCCUUAAGUUAACGUAAGAGAAUGAGGUUCGGCGUGUUGUUGUACAUACAUUGAUAUUCAUGUUGUAUUUUUUGAAUUGAGAAAGGUUGGUGAAGGCGAGUGAGUAGUUGGAUGUUUGGUGCGCGGGAUAUUGCGAGGUGGUCUGAAUGUUUCCGACGAGGAAUUUUCAUUCUGUAUAUGGAAGUUUUAAAUAGGAUCUGACGAUAAUCGACACUAUUGAUAGCAUUCGAGCCAUAAUGGAAUGGAAAGAUAUGACUGCUCAUAAAAGUCCUAUUAUUGAAUAGGUGUUAUGUCGGUGCAGAAAAACGACCACGCAUUUUCAACAAGCAUCAUGUAGACGACAUAAUCAAGCAUACUCACUCGCCUUGCAUCUGGACUCUCUUCCACUGAUCUCCCACAAGCAACAUGGAAUGAAUGAUAUUAGCUGAAAACCUCCCAUUGAGGUCGAUACUAUCACAUUUCUCGUUUUGAUGGGUCCUCAGUCUUGGCAUACAUUGAUCUAAGCCUUGCGGGUCAUGAUUUAUUAUUAUGGGUUUUGAUGGGUUUGAGGAUCCGGUCGUAUGGAGACAGGACUCUUUGGAAUCAUGUGGAGUGAGUCAACCAGUGCCUGUUGUUAGCACUAUCCCACUCGUUCGAGAAGCCUUCGUUGUUCCUUCCUGGUGCUCCAAGGGAUACUUAGCAUCACGAGUAGUAGUACACUGUAGAUUUAAUAUAGUCCUCACCUCUGGUGAUAUCGAAAAGCUCCAACUCGUUUUGCUGUGGGUUUGAGUCGCCAUAAUAUGAAUAAGAUUCGGGGACGAUAUCGGGCUGACAUGGUUCAACAGCAUCCGUGAAAUGCAUGAUAUCAAUGACGUUUGGCGUUGGGGAGAAUGGGGCUUUUUUCUUCCACGAUUUCUUUUUUGUGAUGUUGCCAAUUCAUGAGGUGUGAGUUUAGAUCGUCUUAGAUAACCUAUACUAUCUAUCACAUGACUUGGAAUGAAUCGAGUAGGGUCUUUUGCGCACUUGGUACUAAACACACACUAAAUAACCGUAAAACA